AUGUAGAUUGAUCAAGAAACUUUAAAUUAAUUAUUUAAAGAAUUAUUUAAUUUAGAUCAGUUACCAACUAAAGAUAGUUAAGAGUUAACAGAUCAAUAUGAAUAUUAUGAUAUAACAGAAAGAAAGUUUCUAAAAUUAUUUAAUAAUAAAUAAUUGAAUAAUGAAAACGAAGUUAAGUAUGCUUUAAUUAUGAUUUAAUAGAUUAUUACAUCGAUUUAUUGCCAGACUUGCUGAAGCUUAUUAAGUUUUGUUGGCUAAGAAAUCUAUAUUUAGAUCAAAAGCAUCAACAUUUUAACCAACCAUUUAUAAUUGUUUAUCUAAUAUGUAUGAUGGGAAAUAAGGAGUUUUUAUAUAGCUUAUAUAAUCGAUAUUCACUGAAUGUAAAUUACAACUAGAAAUUGCAAAUAGAAAGUUAACUAAUAAUGAUAUAGUUAAAAGAGUGAGUAUUAUAUUUUUACAUUAUAAAGAUUCAUAGUUAAGAUUAAGACUCCUAAAAUAAUGAAUCAUUAUAAUAAUAAUAAUAAUCUAUAACUUAAUUAUUAUUCCAAAGAAAGAGUACUUAACCUGAAUGGUAAGUCAACAUAAAUAAUAAUAAGAACCUUAGUCAAUAUUUCAAAAAAACUCAUUUCAAGCUUUAUGAUUUACUUUCUAUAGACAAGUAAUUUAUUCUAUUAUAAUUAGAGCAUAGGAUGAUUAAAUUCUUUAUUUUCAAACUAGAGAAUAAAAUAUGGAUAAAUUAUAUUAAUAAUUGAUGUAAUAGAAUACUCAUAUCAAGAAAUCUUUAAAUUGGGCUAUAGAUUUAGAUAUCAAUCAACUUUAAUAACACUUAUAAUUAAUGCAAAUUAAAUCAAAUUCUACUACCAUCCCUAAUAUUUAAUUUACACCUCUUGAUAUAAUUAAAACAGAUUAAAUUGAUGGCCAGAAGACUGUAAGUUCAUUUUUCUCAUAAAACGAACAGUAUAAAAUAAGAAGUUUCUCAUAAAAUUCUAAAAUCAAAGAUCUCUACUCAUUUAGUGAAAAAAUAAAUAUCUUUCAUCCAAACUAUUAAGAUUCCAUUAAAUAUAAGAUAUUUUAAUCACGAUAAGAUAAUCCAAAAUAAUAAAAAAGAAAAUUAGCAUAAUAGUAGAUAAUUAAAUAAUCUCCAGUCGUAAAUAUGUUAACUAGAAAAAUGAUUUUUGACGCAUAACCUUAAAAUUCAAAAAAAAAAACUAAAUCCUUUAGAUUUAAAAAUUGA
Paramecium sonneborni is the source of this 1234-nucleotide messenger RNA. The record is from the annotation of a GenBank genome assembly. Lineage: Eukaryota; Ciliophora; Oligohymenophorea; Peniculida; Parameciidae.